Molecule: messenger RNA, 501 nt
Organism: Aegilops tauschii subsp. strangulata
Lineage: Eukaryota; Viridiplantae; Streptophyta; Magnoliopsida; Poales; Poaceae
Source: RefSeq, a predicted model, not a curated record
AUGGCCACACCAAGUCUUCUUUGGCCGCCUCGCUCACCUAGCCACGCGUCGCCGGAGGUCGCCGCUGCUUGCCCUGCUCGCGCGUCCCGCUGCUCGCUGCUGCAUCCGUCUCGACCCACUGUGCCCGCCUCCGCCUGCACGCGGCCACCGCUCCCCGCUGCCCCCUGCUGCUACCGCCCGCUCGCCUGGCCGGCUCCUCCCGCGCGCCGUCACCUCGCCCCCUGCUCGCCACCAGUCGCCGCGCCCAGUGCCCGCGCCUCGUGCGCGUGUGCUCCAUUCGCCACCCCUUCUGCUGCUGCUCUCCUGCAUGUCACCGCGACCGUCCAACCCCGCGUCGCGUUCCCUUGCCCGCGCCCCUCACAGUCCUUCGCUCACCGUGCUCGCGGCCGCGGUCGCCGCGGCGGGCCAUGCCCCUGCGCCAUCCGCCGUGCCCGGCCCCUGCUACCCUCGCCGCGCACGCGCGCCUGCCUGCGCCGUGGCGUCGACCCGGCCGGCCGCUAG